Messenger RNA from Asparagus officinalis (garden asparagus), 3072 nucleotides. RefSeq lists its product as uncharacterized. Lineage: Eukaryota; Viridiplantae; Streptophyta; Magnoliopsida; Asparagales; Asparagaceae. The coding region runs from base 242 to 2668 and encodes 808 amino acids. The record is from RefSeq and is a predicted model, not a curated record. The transcript has 4 exons.
UCUGCCUGUAUCUUCUCACUCACUCUCCUUCUGUUUUGCCCUAAAAAUCCCAUCUUUUUUCUAAAAAAGAUCUCCUUUUUAUUUAAAAAAAUUUAUUUUCUCUCCCUUCCGAGCAAAACCCACGUCCCUAAACCCUUCAAAAAUUCGAUUCCCGUCGAAUCCCCGCUUUCUUUGUUUAUUUUCUUCAAUGCCCAGCUCGUGAUUUCGGUAAUAAAAAAAUUCGUUGGAUUAAUUGGUGUUUAUGGAUUCUGGGCUAGUAGCGGUUGAUGCUACCUCUGAUGACGAGUUUGAUGUCAGUGGUUGGCUUAACGGUAAUAACUCUGUGGAGGAGAAUUGCGAUUCUUUGAGACCCGACGGUGAUCCUUUGAAAGAUGACGAGGACGAUGAUUGUGUGAUUUUGGAUGGCGAUCCUGAUAAUUUGGUUGAGAGGGUUGAUGAUAGGGGGGAUGGAGGAGGUGGGUCCGGUGAUUUGCGCAUUGUUGGGCAAAAGGGACAGGUAGCUUGCAGGGAUUUUCCUCAUUCUCGGCAUUUAUGUGCCAACUUCUCCUUCAGUACCACUUCCCAUGCAGAGCACUGUAAUUUGUGUUAUUGUUUUGUCUGCGAUUCUCACGCACCUUGCAUCUACUGGGGUGAUGGUGUUUCACCAACUGACCAUUGCCAUGCUACUGACAAAGUUGAGGGAUGGAAAGCCCAAAGGAAGUCAUUCAAGAAGACGAAUACUGCAACUUUGCCUCCAAAGCAUCAACUUCAGCAUAUCCCAAACCUUCAAGCAACCAUCAUUGCACAAGCUCGACCUCAAGCACGUCCUGUUUCGAUCCAACCCCUGAAUGCAAGCUCACAAAGUAUCCAUCACAACCUAGCCAAAACCCUUCACUAUCAAAAUAGACUUCCCCAGCCUGUAAAGAGAGUGAAUAGUUGUGGUUCAGCUUUGGCUCCCACUUCUCACACUCAAUUCAAAAGGGCAAGCAUGACCCAGAAUCUGAAAACUGUUUCCCAUACAAAUCAGGUGUGUGAAGCUCUGCGUCAGAGACGUCAGCAUCUGAAAACUGUUUCGAUCCAACCCCUGAAUGCAAGCUCGCAAAGUAUCCAUCACAACCUAACCAAAACCCUUCACCAUCAAAAUAGACUUCCCCAGCCUGUAAAGAGAGUGAAUAGUUGUGGUUCAGCUUUGGCUCCUACUUCUCACACUCAAUUCAAACGGGCAAGCAUGACCCAGAAUCUGAAAACUGUUUCCCAUACAAAUCAGGUGCGUGAAGCUCUACCUCAAAUACGUCAGCAUCUGAAAACUGUUUCGAUCCAACCCCUGAAUGCAAGCUCGCAAAGUAUCCAUCACAGCCUAGCCAAAACCCUUCACCAUAAAAAUAGACUCCAGCCUGUAAAGAGAGUGAAUAGUUGUGGUUCAGCUUUGGCUCCUACUUCUCACACUCAAUUCAAAAAGGCAAGCAUGACCCAGAAUCUGAAAACUGUUUCCCAUACAAAUCAGGUGUGUGAAGCUCUGCCUGAGAGACGUCAGCAUCUGAAAACUGUUUCGAUCCAACCCCUGCAUGCAAGCUCGCAAAGUAUCCAUCACAACCUAGCCAAAACCCUUCACCAUCAAAAUAGACUUCCCCAGCCUGUAAAGAGAGUGAAUAGUUGUAGUUCAGCUUUGGCUACUACUUCUCACACUGAAUUCAAAAGGGCAAGCAUGACCCAGAAUCUGAAAACUGUUUCCCAUACAAAUCAGGUGUGUGAAGCUCUGCCUCAGAGACAUCAGCAUCUGAAAACUGUUUCGAUCCAACCCCUGAAUGCAAGCUCGCAAAGUAUCCAUCACAACCUAGCCAAAACCGUUCACUAUCAAAAUAGACUUCCCCAGACUGUAAAGAGAGUGAAUAGUUGUGGUUCAGCUUUGGCUCCUACUUCUCAGACUCAAUUCAAAAGGGCAAGCAUGACCCAGAAUCUGAAAACUGUUUCCCAUACAAAUCAGGUGUGUGAAGCUCUGCCUCCAGCACCACUUGCAUCUCAGCAGCUGCCCGUUGUUUUGCCAAGAACUCAACACAUGCAAGUGCAAACUGCUUCCAGUACAAGUCAGAUGCAUAGAAUUAUGCCCCAGAGACAUCAGCAUCGGCCUCAAGCACCAAUUGUAUCUCAGCAGCUGCCUGUUGUAUCGCCAAGAACUCAACACAUUCAAGUACAAAUGUUUUCGAGUACGAAUCAGGUGCAGGGAGCUCCGACUCAGAUACCUCAGCAACUGCCUCGAGCACCACAGGCAUCUCAGCUGCCCCCUGUUGCAUUGGCAAGAACUCAGCACAUGCGACUGCAAACUGUUUCCAGUACAAAUCAGAUGCAUACAACUCUGCCACAGGCACCUCAACAUCGGCAUCGAGCAUCACUUGCAUCUCAGCAACAGCACGUUAUGCUGCCAAUAAGAACUCAAAGCAUUCCAGUAACAGCAAAUAUAUCUCAGUGCACGACUGCAGCCUCACAGAGAACUUCACAGGUUUCUCAGAACAUACCUGUAGCCCCGCAGAUAACUUCGCAAGCAUCUCAGCACUCAACUGCAGCCUCGUCAGAUGAAGAUAACAUCAGAAAAUUCCAUAAUAUAUUUGCAGCAUUGGCCACUGAGCUUGGAAGUGCCCUACAGGAUCGACCAAAGCACGACAAACUCAAAUCAAGCUAUCACGAUGCAUAGUGAUCUUCAUAUGGCAACGAUUUCAUCAAAUCCUACAGUUUUUAGGGAAUAAUGCUGUAGUUUCUGAGGAUAUUCAUCUAAACAGCUUUUUGCCUGUGUGUAGGAGAGAGACUGGACUGCAGGAAAUGGAUGCAUCGUUUCUAUAUGAUACUGAUCAUACUUGGAGUAGCAUAGCAAAUGUAUAGUCUCAUAGACCUUCAGUAUAUGAUGCUGACUAUACAUUGGAGUAGCAUACAGAAUUUAGAGCCUCAUAAUGUACAGCCUCGUAGUCCUUCAGUAUGUCCAUCUUCUAACCCUUUUUCUAGUUUUAAACUUAGAAUGUCAUUUCGAUCAGCUGAUUUUGUUAUAAAGAGUAGGUUUUAAAUCAUAUAUAGAGCUAUUUGCUCUUUUGAAGUGGUUAGAUA